This is a messenger RNA of Brassica oleracea var. oleracea, 1369 nucleotides long. Its product is annotated as F-box/FBD/LRR-repeat protein At4g26340-like. Gene Ontology annotation, molecular function: protein binding. The record is from RefSeq and is a predicted model, not a curated record. The transcript has 3 exons. Bases 50 to 1369 code for a protein of 439 amino acids. NCBI's taxonomy places the organism in Eukaryota, Viridiplantae, Streptophyta, Magnoliopsida, Brassicales, Brassicaceae.
AGUAAGCACACCUGCCGUUCUUAUUAUUUUGCAGUUUAGGCAGUGAAACAUGGACAUGAUCAGUCAAUUGUCAGAUGACUUGCUCAUCCGAAUACUAUCACUUGUCCCGACGAAACAUGUCAUGGCCACAUGUUGCUUGUCGAAAAGAUGGCUGCUUUUUUGGAGCUUAGUUCCAAAGCUUGAGUAUGAUGAUAGCAGUUACAGUGAUGAAAACUAUGCGACCUUCACGAAGUUUGUUUACGGGUCUUUGAUGUCGAAUAAGGCACCGGUUCUAGAGAGCUUGACUCUCACUCUAGGUCCCAAUUUUCAAGCAAUAGAUGUUGGGAUAUGGAUUGAAACAGCAGUUUGUCACCGUGUGCAUGCGAUUAUAGUUAAUACCCUUCCUUAUGAGGAGAAAGGGACCAUGAUCAGUUUGCCGAGUAGCAUCUAUACAUGUGAAACACUAGAAACCUUGGAACUAAGUGGUUGCUUUUGUUUGAAUGAUAUUCCUUUUUCUGUUUGUCUCCCGUCUCUGAAAACUUUGGAAAUUAUAAAUGUGGAGGUGUCGUCUCUCACAAGGCUUUUAUCCGGUUGUCCUAAUCUUGACCAUCUUGUUGUGCACCGAGAGGAUAUAGACGUGGAUAUCGUGGUGCCUUCUCUGCGGAAAUUGAACAUGGUCAAUUACACAGGAGGUCAAAAGGGUAGCGGAUUUGUGAUAGAUGCUAGGUCUCUCGUGAGCCUGUACAUUAAGGAUGAUGUCUUUAACGACUACCAUCGAAUUGAGUAUAUGCCUAAGUUAGAAGAGGCAUAUGUUGACAUCACUUGUGGAGUACGUGACCACAAAUUUCUGAAAGCUUUUACUUGUGCCCGGGCGCUUUCUCUAUGUUUAUCAUUUUUAGAGGUUCUGUCUCCUCGUAGCAUGAUCUUCCACAAUCUCGUUUAUCUGACACUGAAUACAUGUGUUCACGGUUGGUGGGAUCUUGUCACUCAUAUGCUCCAAGAUUCUCCCAAGCUAAGAUUUCUCAAACUCCAUGAUGAACAUGAUCUUUCGCUUACAAGUAUAGAACCCCCAGAUUGCUGGAAGCCACCGAGUUCUGUUCCCAAGUGUUUGUUGCACACUUUUGCAGAUUUCGAGUGGCACGGUUACAAAGGGAGGCGAGGAGAUGUAGUGAUGGCCACAUACCUUAUAGAACACGCUACUUGGUUGCAGGAAGUAGCUUUCUUUUCAGAAGAAUCCGAUGACAAGAGAGAUAGGAUGCUGGAAGACUUUACAUCCGUGGCUGCGCCUUCACCUUGCUUUACAUUUUACUGGAGUUCGGACCAGGGCAUGACAUACUCAUGCUACAUAUUACGAAAAAAUAAAUUAUUAAGAUGGUGUUAUUCGGUUUAG